Fonsecaea nubica is the source of this 1458-nucleotide messenger RNA. RefSeq lists its product as hypothetical. The transcript has 3 exons. Gene Ontology annotation, molecular function: heme binding; oxidoreductase activity, acting on paired donors, with incorporation or reduction of molecular oxygen; iron ion binding. The record is from RefSeq and is a predicted model, not a curated record. Bases 1 to 1458 code for a protein of 485 amino acids. NCBI's taxonomy places the organism in Eukaryota, Fungi, Ascomycota, Eurotiomycetes, Chaetothyriales, Herpotrichiellaceae.
AUGAUUCCCCUGCUUCUGGGGGCAGUCGUCAUUGCGCAUAUCAUUCUCAGGUCCAUCGUUCAAUACUGGAGAUUGAGACAUAUCCCGGGUCCUUUUGCGGCUAAAUUCACCAACUUUUGGUUAGUUAGGAAGACCUGGAAUAAGGAAUACUUUGAUUCCAUCGCUCUAGCGCUGGAGAGGCAGUAUGGCUCGGUUGUGAGGUACGGUCCAAACAGAGUCUUGUUCAGUGAUGUGUCGGCUGUGGGUGUCGUCUUCAGUACCAGGAAUGCAUUGCCCAAGGCAGAAUCGUACGAGAUAGCCUUCCAAGCAGUUAAUGGGAAGCUGAUAAGCUCCUUUGCUACUGAGCGAGACGAAGCCCGCAUCUCCACGAUCAAGAGGCAGAUUAUUGGCGCCUUCUCGACCACGGCCAUCCUUGAUUACGAGUCCCACAUCGACAGCAAUAUCAACAAUCUGAUGUACCGGCUCAUCAAUGGGGAUUCGGAACUGAACAUUGCCAGAUUGGUCAUCUUCUUCGCUUUUGACACCAUCUGUAACAUCGCCUUCAGCGACGAUCAGGGUUUCUUGGAAAAGCAGUCAGACCUUGGAAACACAUUGGAAGCUGCCCGUCUGCGCUUCGGACAUUGGCACGACUGGCAAGCCCUGCCCAAACUCGAAAGGCUCAUUUACAAGAACCGCCUCGCUACCAGGGGCUCGAGCGGGACAUCCGUCCUUGCUAAACUUGCAACAGAGCGCCUUCAGACUCGGCUUGAAAAGGGUGGGUUGGGCACCCAUUCCGAUCUUCUCGACCGGUAUCUGCAGGCAAGUGAGCGUGAUCCCGCCACAUUUGACAGAUCAACCAUUAUCGGCCUCAUCAUCUCGACGAUUCAUGCGGGUGCCGAAACUACGGCGGCGUCCCUCAACGUCACCUUAUACUACCUUCUCGCCAAUCCACGCGCCCUGGCCAAGUUGAAGGCUGAGCUCGAAGAUGCAAAGCUCGCCUCUCCGCCUUCGUGGCAAUCGGUCUCGAAGCUCCGCUAUCUGGAAGCCUGCUUUAAGGAAGCCGGCCGCUUACAACCGCUUCUGCUUGACCCGAUGGAGCGCGAGGUCCCCAUUGACGGGGCUGGCAUGCAGAUCUCCGGCGUCUACAUUCCGCCUGGUACCGUCGUUGCAAUCAAUACGCACGCCUUGAAUCGCGACCCGUCCAUCUGGGGCGACAGAGUCGACGAGUUCAGACCGGAGAGAUGGAUCGAGGCCGACGAGGGACAACUCUCCCGAAUGGAGCGUGCCAAUCUGUACUUCUCCGGAGGGAGGAGGGCUUGCGUCGGACAACACAUUGCGUGGGUUGAGAUGAAGAAAUUUCUUCCCGAGCUGUUGAAUCGUUUCGAUAUCGAAUUGCUAAACCCCAAGCAAGACCUCGAGACGGUCCGCACCAUGAGCAUCUUCGUCGACGAGCUCAAGGUCAAGCUGACCCCGCGAUGA